Messenger RNA from Drosophila rhopaloa, 1194 nucleotides. Its product is annotated as odorant receptor 85a-like. The transcript is spliced from 3 exons. Gene Ontology annotation, biological process: sensory perception of smell; detection of chemical stimulus involved in sensory perception of smell. NCBI's taxonomy places the organism in Eukaryota, Metazoa, Arthropoda, Insecta, Diptera, Drosophilidae. Gene Ontology annotation, cellular component: plasma membrane. Gene Ontology annotation, molecular function: odorant binding; olfactory receptor activity. The record is from RefSeq and is a predicted model, not a curated record.
AUGAUUUUCAAGUACAUCCGAGGGCCAACCCCUGGAAAUUUAUUUUGAUCCCGUGAUUCGCUUGUCCACUUACAUGUUGGCAUGGAUCAAAUGGGAUGGAGGUUGCCACCAAGAACGAAGCCAUUCUGGUGGCUUUAUUACAUUUGGUCCUUGACGACCACGCUGAUCACCUUUGUCUAUUUGCCGUACGGACUGACAAUGACCGGAAUCAAGAAGAUGAGUAGCUUCACGACCUCCGACCUGUUCACCUACGUUCAGACUCCGGUCAACGCGAAUGCCGCCAUGAUGAAGGGAAUUGCAGUACUGCUUAUGCGGAAACGAUUUUCCAGGGCUUUGGAGAUUCUGGAUCAAAUGGAUAAUCGAUGCACCAAGAUGCAAGAGAAAAUGCAGGUCCAUCGAUCUGUUGCAUUGUGCAACAUAAUCGUCAUUAUCUACUAUUGCGUAUACUUUAGCUACUUAACGCUUGCCGUUAUCGGAGCUUUACUUAUUGGAAAGAGUCCAUUCUAUCUGUAUAAUCCCCUGGUUGACCCAGAGGAACAUUUUUAUUUAACCACUCUAAUUGAAACGAUCGCCUUAAGUGGUCUUAUUUUGUCAAACCUUGUUUUAGACGUCUAUCCGAUAGUUUAUGUGUUCACAUUGCGAACACACCUUGGACUUUUGGAUCAGCGAGUUAAGAAUCUUCGACGCGAUCCGGAUAACAACGAGGAUCAGAAUUAUGCGGAGCUGUUGGACUGCGUCAAGGAUCACAAGAUGAUUGUCGAAUUUGGCAACUCGAUUCGUCCGAUGAUCUCUGCCACCAUGUUCAUUCAGUUGCUAUCUGUGGGCCUUCUUUUAGGUUUGGCAGCAGUUUCUCUGCAGUUUUUUAAUACCGCAAUGGAACGUAUUGUCUCUGCAUUCUAUGCCUUUGCCAUACUUUUUCAAACAUUUCCCUUUUGUUUUGUGUGUGAGCAAUUGAACGGCGACUGUGAAUCCCUAACCAACACAUUGUUUCAUUCUGAAUGGAUCGGGGCAGAACGUCGGUAUAAAACCACGAGGCUGUACUUCAUCCACAACGUCCAGCAGUCGAUUACAUUCACCGCGGGCGGACUAUUUCCAAUUAGCCUAAAUACAAACCUAAAGAUGGCCAAGUUCGCUUUCUCCGUGGUAACCAUCGUGAAGCAGAUGGACUUAGUAGAGAAAUUAAACAGGGAGUAG